Rotaria sp. Silwood1 is the source of this 1446-nucleotide messenger RNA. NCBI's taxonomy places the organism in Eukaryota, Metazoa, Rotifera, Eurotatoria, Philodinida, Philodinidae. The record is from the annotation of a GenBank genome assembly.
AUGCGUGUAGACGUACUCAAUUGCCAAAUGACAAUUGAUUUUCUCAAUGAAUCAUUACAACAAGAAGGAAAUAUAGAUGUAACAAAUAUUGAUUAUAUGGAAAAAAUCAAACAAAUUAAUAUUGAUUGGAUAAGAAUAAAAUCAUUAAUAUCAGCACGUAUUGAUACUUUCGAACAAUUAAAUGAUCAAUUUAAUGAAUUUGAUCAAACAGUUCGUACAUUAUCUGAUUGGGUUCAAGAACAAACAUCUGAUCUUGAAUUUAUGCGUUCAAGAAAUAUGGAAGCUGGUGUUAAAGAUAAUUUACGAAAAUGCGAUGAAAUUGAAUAUCAAUUAACAACUAAACAACAAAUUCUAACAACAUUAAAAUCAUAUAGGAAUCGAAUAUCAUCAACAUCAACAACAUUUCAUAUAUCUUAUCAAGAUGGUACAAUACAAAAUUUACGUUAUAUGAUUGAUCAUUUAUCACCAUCAAUUGAACAAUUAAAAUUAAAAUCAAAAUCAAUUUUAUCUGAUUGGCAAGAAUAUAAUCGUGUUUUACUUCAAAUAGAAAAAAUUAUACGUGAACCUGAAGCUGGUAUUGAUCGUGUUCAAACAAGUGCAAUCAAUGUUGAAACUUAUGAAAUGAGUACAAGAAAAAUUCAGGAGCAUUUACAAAUCAUGGAAUUACAUCGACAUGAUCUCGAUCAAAUUGUUUCUCAAGGUCGUCAAUUAUCCAGUCAAUGUGAUGGACAAACUUCAUUAAAAAUUAAUGAAAUAACACAUCGUAUUCAACAACAAUGGACAAAUGAUGAACAACGUUUACAAGAAAUCAUACGACCAUCAAGAGAAAUAGAUUUUCAACAACGUCUUCAACAACUUGAUAAUGAAAUAACAAGAUUAUAUGAACGAGCUCAAAAAUUAGUCAAUCAUUUACCUGCUAUAGUUGCUAAAAAAAUUGAUACACAAUAUUCUGUUAUUAAAAAUCAAUAUUUAGAAUUAUGUACAUUUCAUGAUAAACUUCAAAGUGAUUGUAAUGAAUUAAAACAACGUGAAAAAAUCUAUUUAGAUUAUUUAAAUGAAUUAAUACAAAUAAUUAAUCAAAUUCAAAUUGAUUAUAAAUCUCAACAAUUAACUGAUGAAAAUGAAAUAAAUAAUUUAAAACAACUUCAUGAAUUUCAUACAUUACUUUUAUCAAAACAUGAUUUAAUUGAACCAAUUAUACAAUUAUAUUUACAUACAAAUUAUCAAGGUUUAUUAGAAAUUGAUAUAAAUUUAACAAAUAUAAUUAAUGAUUUUAAUCAACGACAACAAGAAUUAAUACAAUUAAUUAAUGAAGAAAAUUAUUAUCGUUUACUUAAAAAUAAAUAUGAAUUUGAACAAGAACAAUUACGAUCACCAACAAUUAAUUUAAUUAAUCAAAUUAAACAAGGAACUUAUUUAAAUUCAUUACAAAAUGAAGAAUUAUAA